Molecule: messenger RNA, 6968 nt
Organism: Rhipicephalus microplus (southern cattle tick)
Lineage: Eukaryota; Metazoa; Arthropoda; Arachnida; Ixodida; Ixodidae
Product: phosphatidylinositol 4-phosphate 3-kinase C2 domain-containing subunit alpha-like
Biological process (GO): cell migration; phosphatidylinositol-3-phosphate biosynthetic process; phosphatidylinositol 3-kinase/protein kinase B signal transduction
Cellular component (GO): plasma membrane; phosphatidylinositol 3-kinase complex; cytoplasm
Molecular function (GO): 1-phosphatidylinositol-3-kinase activity; 1-phosphatidylinositol-4-phosphate 3-kinase activity; phosphatidylinositol binding
Source: RefSeq, a predicted model, not a curated record
ACUAAUCUUAUGUUUUUGUGUUUGUAACUUCUCAGUGAGCAAGCAGGGAAGCAUCUGUGGCAGCAUCGCUUUUGUGGGAAGUGUUGUGGUUGGGGGGGUCGCCUGGUUGGUGUGUUGCAAGGCUUUUUAAUCAAGAUCACUUGGAGCCGCUUCGACAUCUGUGAAUGGACAUGUGAUCUACCGGCGAUGAAAGGCGCAGUUGACUAACACGUCUCUAAAAGAGUUACGCGGCGACGAAACCGCGUCUUCUCUGAGCAGAGGAUUGCUUCUUUGGUGAUGCUGGAAAAACCAUGACGCUCGUUAUGUGAACGACGUCCAUGCCAUGGCUGACGGGGGCAGAGACUUUCCUGCGCCGAACCUCCCACCGAAGGCGUUCUCCGUCAAUCUCGGAGGGUCGAGGUCGUCGGCAAUGUUUUCGCUUGCUGAACCACCUCCCUUGCCGCCACGUCGAAGCGUCUUCUUUGGUAAAUGCAACGGGGCUGGUGAUCUGUCAUCUGUCCCACCAGCUCCUUCUUCCACAUCAACUUGGACAAGUUCAGAUUUUCUAAGUUUUAUGCACCAACCAGGCAAAGAAGGAGAUGCAAAAACCAGCAUCAAGUCAAUAGAAGCCCUUUUUCUUGAGGAUGCGAGCUCUAGGAGCACCACACUUCGGCAUCAUUCGUUGACAACUAGUUCAGUUGUGUCCACACAAUUUGCCUCUCAGCUAUUCCCACUUGCAACUGCUGGUCAGCUGCCGGGCCGUGUUGGUUCACUUGUGGGCACAGAGAUGACUCACAGUAACUCUGCACCAAACUUCAACAAUCUGUCUUCCAGCUGUAACCCUUCACCUAUCCACACAGCAAGUCAAGGCUCAUCAGUGGUUUCACGGACAGAAAUUGAAAGGAGUAUGUUCAGUGUGCUUCGAAAGAAACAAGACAACAACCUCAUUGACUUCGGUGUAGACGCAGAGCUGGCGAGAAAACGGGAAACACUUAGGAAAGCCGGGGACUCGCUGAAUGAUCUACUUGACCUGUUUGAUCCUCUAAGAGAGAACGAACUUGAUGAAAUGGCAACUUUUGAAGAUUCGCCACCAAGGGAGACUCCAAAAGGAAAAACGGAACUGGUUGAGGCACCACCCCAGAUCCCUCCCAAACAUGGAGGACCUGCACAAUCACAGCCGCCAUCACUGCCAGCAAGUAGAAGUUCAACUGUUGAAAAGCCCGUUUCCACACAGAGCUCUACAAGCAAAGGGCCAAGCGUGGAACUUGGCACUUUAAAGGUAGUCCGUCAUGAAGUGUGUCAAGGGGAAGAAAUCGAAGCAUUCUGGGCUAAAGCUAAGCAGCUAAGAUCAGAGUUUACAUUUUAUGAUCAUCAUACCAAUGCUGGUCUUGUCAUAAGCCCAACAUUGAAAAACAAGUGGGGAAAAAGCCUCAGCAUAAAGUUGGAAAUCACGAACAGCUUUUCGGAAAGGCCUUUCUGCUUUACAUGUGAUGUAGGAACCAGUGUGGAGCAUGUAAUUAGCAACACUGUGUGUUCCCUGAAGGAUGAUUUAUCUGACAGUGCACUGGAAAGUUACGUACUGAAAGUCAAAGGGCUUGCGGAAUACUUUACACGCGACUCUGCAUUGAAAGACUAUGAAUAUGUUCACCAAUGCUGCAAAUUUAUGAAGCCAGUUUGCCUGACCCUUAUUGAAAUCCAAGACCUUAGUAAACCAUGGAUACGGACAUCAAGAGAUGACAGUGAAUUUUAUGAAGUCAAAGCAUCAAGCCUGCUUCCUCAGCCAUCAGGACAAGUUUCUUUUGAUUCAGUGUCUAUAUUACUUGAAACCUUCCACAAAGAGGCUAAGAAGGUGCAGCUGGGAGCCUCUGCAGGUUGCUUGCAGCCAAAUGGAGCUAUUCAAGCCGUAAAGGCCAUUUGUUCUACACUUUCAAGGAUCGAAAUAUUGGAAAUCCUGCAUGCUGUGGAAGGGUUAAAGCACAUUUGCAGUCAAAUGCCCGAGGUGAACGGGUUUCAUGACAGCUAUCUCAAGGCAGAAGACUCGCCAAAUCCAGCACCCACGAAUUGUGACCGUGUUGCAGAAGUUGUAUUCUAUUCAUUGCUGCAGCUGCAGUCUGCAUUGCGUACACUUGUUGAAAUCUACUGCCGCAGCUUUCGUGUUGACUUUUCGUUAACUAUGGCGAAUGAAAGCCAACCACAAUGUGAAGUGCGGCCAGUCACAACAUUUCAUGACACCUUUCUUGUAAACAUUGGCAGCGUACAUCAGCUGAAACCACACUGGGUUUCAGACUAUGAGCAGUUUAUUAUAACUUGUGAGCUUCGCUAUGGCUUGCAUAUAAUGUGUCAAGGGGAAACUCGCACUGUAAAAGCAAGUAGAAACUUUUUCGAACUUGUUGUUUUUGAUGAGUGGAUUGAGAUGAGCGCGUUUAUGAGGAAUCUUCCCCGAGAGACUGCUAUAUACUUUGCACUGUUUGGUGUAAAGCCAUCAGCUGAAAACAGGCCACCAGAGGCACCAGCAUCUGAACGAGUGCUUUUGGCAUGGACUGGGCAGGCACUGUUCAACAGUCGGCGUGAGCUGCUUCAAGGAAGUCUCUUUCUCGGUUUUUGGUCACCAGAAGUAGAUGAAAACAGUGGUCCGCCACAAAGCAAUGAUGCAUUUUCCUGUCCGGUGCUUCGUCUGCAGUUCCCAGAAUUUGACUGUACUGUAGUGUUUCCAGAAGUGCCACAGGAUAUCAUCACUACUUGCAAGGCAACCACAUAUGCUCUGGACAGUGUGGUGAUCCAAGAGCUCACUGACGUACUUGAAAAAGACCCUCUCACUGUUCCGAGCCCUGAAGAGAAAAGAUUAUUCUGGGAGCACCGUCAUUACAUCCUUGAAGUUCCACAUCUUCUUCCCAAGGUGCUUCUGUCUGCUCACAGCUGGAGUUGGCCUUUUCUGCCCGAUUUGUACUUCCUUCUGACAGAAUGGCGUCCUGCUUCUCCUAUUAAUGCACUAACCUUGUUGCUGCCACUGUUUCCCGACUACGAAGUACGGAAGACAGCAGUCAAUUGCAUCAAGAAUAUUGGCAGCGACGAACUCUGUGAUCAUCUACCACAACUAAUCCAGGCAUUGCGCUUUGAGACAUGGGAAGAUGCACCCAUCACAUGGUUCCUCUUAGAACGUUCUCUGACUAGUGUGCGCGUUGCCCAUCAGAUGUUCUGGCUGCUUAGGCAAAACCUUGACAAUCCACUCACAGUCAAGCGUAUGAAGCUUGUGAUUCAAACACUCCUAGUCAUUGUAGGCAAGUCUUUCAGAGAUAUUAUAGAGAAGCAAGAAGAGCAUCUAAAUCAGCUUUGCAUUAUUGCCGAAAGCAUAAAAGAGACACGUGAGUCUCUCCGCCUGGACAAGCUUUUGCAAGACAUGGCACAGAUUCACAGUAUGAUCGAGGACAGCCCUUCUUGCCUUCCACUAAACCCAGCGAUGGAAGUUUGUGGUGUGGACGUCAAGUCUUGCUCUUACUUUACAUCCAAUACACUUCCUCUCAGGAUUGCGUACAAGAGUUCAGAGCAAGGGGCCAAGCCCAUUCAUGUGAUUUACAAGGUUGGAGAUGAUCUCAGGCAGGACAUGUUGACACUUCAGAUGAUACGGAUAAUGGACAAGUUCUGGUUGAAGGAAGGCCUGGAUCUAAAAAUUAUAACCUUCAACUGUGUUGCUACUGGCAAGCGUAAGGGCAUGGUGGAAAUGGUCACUGAAGCAGAAACACUGAGGAGAAUCCAAACAGAGCACGGGCUCACUGGUUCAUUCAAAGACAGGCCUAUCGCCGAGUGGUUGCAACGACACAACACGUCUGAACUGGAAUACCAGCAAGCUGUGGAGAACUUCACACUGUCGUGUGCUGGCUACUGUGUAGCCACAUACAUCCUUGGAAUCUGUGAUCGCCACAAUGACAAUAUCAUGCUGAAAACAUCUGGUCACAUGUUUCACAUUGAUUUUGGAAAGUUUCUUGGCGACUCUCAAAUGUUUGGCAACUUCAGGCGUGACAGAGCACCAUUCGUCCUUACCUCAGACAUGGUGUAUGUUAUUAAUGGUGGUGAGAAGCCCUCUAAGAAAUUCCAAAUUUUCAUUGACUUGUGCUGUGAAGCGUUUAAUAUAGUUCGCCGUAACAGCAACAUUUUCAUCACCCUCUUUGAGCUGAUGGUCACAUCCGGAGUCCCUGGUGUCACUGCAGAGGCUGUCAACUUUGUUCAGAAGUCCUUGUUACUUGGCAGCUCUGAAGGAGAAGCAACUGCACACUUCACCAGACUUAUUGAAGAGAGCCUGCGUUCACGGUUUACACAGCUGAACUUCUUCAUUCACAACAUUGCACAGCUUCGGUUCACUGGGGACCACAACGACGGGCUGCUACUUUCGUUUGUUCCUCGAACUUUCACUAAGGAUUCAGAUGGCAGGAUUGUGUCCCUUACUGUGGUUCGCUACCUGAAGUGCCACGAGCCAGAGAAGCAUUACACUUAUGUUGUUCGUGUUGGCAGAGAAUGCCAGGCAGAGCCUAUGCAUGUUGUUAGAACCUAUCCAGAAUUCCUGGAGCUCUACCAAAAGCUAGUCCGAAUGUUUCCAUUGGCCAAGUUCUAUCCCCUGCCCAAGGGAUCACUGGUGGGUCGCAGCAACACACGCGAAGUGGCGCAGCGGAGGAUGCAGGAGCUGGGCGUGUUCCUUACAUCCCUCACCAAGAUGGCAGAAGAGGUGUCCCACUGCAGCCUGGUGUACACUUUUUUCCACCCUCUUCUGCGUGACCAAGAAGGUAUGGCUGAGGAUGAAAAUGAGUGCGAUAACCUCCGUCAAAUCAGCCAGAGGGUCAAUCUGUCCAAGGGCAUAGUUGGCCGAAUAAAGCUCUCCAUCGUUUACAAGGCGAAUGCUCUGUCCAUCAUGGUAAUGCAUGCAGAGAACCUGGCGUGCAUGCGAAAGUCCUUGCCAGACUGCUACAUUAAGGCAUACCUUCACCCGGACCCUGAAAAAGUAACCAAAAGGAAGACGAAAGUGGUGUUCAAAAACAACCACCCAACUUUCAUGGAGAUGCUAGAGUACAACUACCCACAUGCAUUUAUCGCUGAACGGGUGUUGGAAGUGUCUGCGUGGGACCAUGACAGAGUCCAAGAAAAUGAAUUUCUGGGAGCGGCCAUUAUAGAUCUGUCACGUAUGGACUUGACAAGGGAGAGCACACACUGGUACCACCUGAACGCCGUGAGAUACAAGUUUCGUUGAUGCAUCAACAUUUCGCUUGGUGUUCAUCUGUCUUAAGUUUCCGUGUAUUGUGUGCUUGUGUCUGUACAAAUGUGGGAUCAAAAACAUAGAAAAGUGUUAUGCUUAGGAGUGUGUUAAUGAAUGUGUUUUUAAUGCCACGAAAGCACCACUGGACAAACUACGUGUCGCUUGCUUAAGUGGUGGUCAGGAACAGAGACUGAAGCAUGCACUUCAUUGUAUAGCAUAGGUAGUGAGACUUAAUAUAAUCUCUGAUAUACGCCCAUUUCUUUUUCAUAUGGAGUUUGUUGUGUUGUCUCACAAUAUCUCCUCUCAUGAAGAUUUUGUCAGCAUGCUCUUUUCUGUAGAGCACCUUUUUCCUACCUCCUGGUUUAAGAGAUUUAUUUCAAUGUUUCACAAGUCAUUCGUGUUGUAUCAUGCAGUGUUGCUCACCUGUCUGCUGCUUAACUGAUUGCAUUCUCAUUGUGCAUGCUGUGCGUGCAGUGUUGUACUGCUAAUAUUCAGGGGGUGUAUGUACUAUAUAGUCUAUUUUUCUAUGACUCUUAUAUACAACAUUUACACACUUAGUCUUUUGAACCAGGUUUACAUGUGCUAUUAAUGUACUAGCCAUUUCUUGCACUAAAAGUGUCUCAUUUCUUUGUUUGGUUUCACCUCUGAUGACAUUGUGUAUUUUCUUUUGUUUUCUGUUCUGUAACACCCACUGAUGUUGUAAUUCACAUUUACUAUGCUAUAUAUUUUAGUGCUUUCGUACCAUGGCAACUUUUUUGGACCAUAUUUUUUCUCUUCUUUAUCUAGUAUUAAAGCUGUAUCCCAAAUAAGCUGUUUUUGGCUGUUAGUGCUUUCUACUUUCUAUGUGUACAAAAAAAUGUGGAGGCACGCUAUAUAUUCUCUAACAGGCUGCAAGAAGUCUGAACAAUGUGUGUGUUUCCUUUUUUUAUGUAGCCACACACUAGGCGUUUUUAUUGCUGCAUGUCUAUGCUGCUUCUAUUAUUAAGGGUUCAUGUGUUCUGUAACAGUGUGCUUGGUAGCACAAGUUAUGCCAUUGCUUAUUAGAGAGUGGAGUUGAAGCAUCAGCAUCUUGCAUAAUUGCAAAAGUGCACAAAAGCUAAACAUUUUUAUACAUUUCCUAGAUAUUAUGGUGAACGAGGUUGUCUACUUUAAGUUUACUGUUUUGCACAUUAAUGAAGGGUGGUGAAUGUAGUUAUUAUGGCACCAACGAGUACACAUUCACUGUGCACCAACAGCAGACUUGUUUUUGCUGUAAUUUCAUGGAACUGAGCUUUGCACUCAUGGAAUUUGCACAUGUGCAAAGUGCGAGUAUUUUGCACAUGUGCAAAAGAAUAAACCUUGUCACAAUUGUGGGCUUGGUGUAGCAUAUGUGCUAUUUUAUCUCCUGCAGCUAAAAUUACCAAUUGUACUUGUUAUGACUCAAUGCGUUGAGUACACAAAGCUGUGAAGAUUCAUGUCAAGUCAUGCCACCCAACUGUAAAGCUUUGCCGUCUUGGUUUAUUUCUUAAUUCAGAAAAAUUGCUGUCUUCUGUCACUUUGUUUAGAAGAGUAGAAAUUUUGUAUGCUCAACAAUUAGAUAUCUUCUUCGUGAUAUACAGAUACAAAGUGCCUUCAUGUGCUGUGCAGAGCAAAAAUAAUAAUACUAAAGCCACGUACUUGUGUUACUCAGCAUUGUGUUAUGUACUUGAAUCCGUGUUCCUAUGUGAAUAGGCAAAUUAUGUGAAUAAAUCCUUUUCUGCCACAGGUG